Quercus lobata is the source of this 1556-nucleotide messenger RNA. RefSeq names its product B3 domain-containing protein REM16-like. Lineage: Eukaryota; Viridiplantae; Streptophyta; Magnoliopsida; Fagales; Fagaceae. The record is from RefSeq and is a predicted model, not a curated record. The transcript is spliced from 5 exons. Bases 160 to 1341 code for a protein of 393 amino acids. Gene Ontology annotation, molecular function: DNA binding.
CACUGUACAUGAGAUUACCUGCAGCUGCCUCGGAUAUCUCUCUGAUCAAUUGAGGAUUCUCCCCCUUUGUCUCUCUCUCUCUCUCUGUACUUGUAAAGUUGGUUCCUUCCACUUGUUGCAAAACGGUGUUCAUUUUUUGAGAACCGUUGUUCAGUGGAAAUGGGAGAUGCAUGCAAAGAUUGGAGCAAAUGGGCAGAGGACAUUUAUUGGACCCAUUUCCAAACCUUUCACUUCUAUCAGUUUCUCCUCAGUGGUUUUGAUCGCCGGCUUGUCAUCCCCAAAACAUUUUCUGAUAAUUUGAAAAAGAAGCUGCCUCAAAGUGCGACUCUUAAAGGUCCUAGUGGUUUAACAUGGGAUGUAGAAUUGACAACUAAUGAUGAUACAAUGUUCUUUAACCAUGGUUGGCAAAAAUUUGUGAAGGAUCAUUCUUUGGAAGAGACUGAUUUGUUGGUCUUUAGGUACAAUGGUUGGUCACAGUUUGACGUUUUAAUCUUUGAUGGGAAGAACUUGUGUGAGAAGGGGGUUUCGUAUUUUGUCAGAAAAUGUGGGCAAACUGAACAUGACAACAGAUGCUUGACUAAGAAAAGAUUAAGGGAAGGUUCUAUGGAUGAUGCUCACACCCCUUUGGAUGUUGAUGCUGGAUGCACCUCACCAGUGAACUCUAUGGGUGAUGACAGUGUCACAGUGCCUUCUGAACAAUGUAUCAACUCCCUGGUUGCUAAUAAAAGGACCCGGCAGAGUGCUAGGCGUGUUGGGAGCAAGAAACCUGCUACUAAUGGAGAGGGAGUGAAGUCCAAUCCAAGUGAUGAUGCUGCAGAUUCACCCACCAAGAAGAAUGGGGCACAAGUCCAGCAAUUUGUGUCAAAUAGAAGGCCAGUAACUGAAGAUGAGAUCAAGAGUGCCUUGGUUUUGGCUCAAGCAGCAUCAAGUGAUGAUACUUUCCAAGUAGUUAUGCGACCCACACAUGUAUACAAGAGACAUUUUUUGUGGAUCCCUUCCGAAUGGGUGAUGAAUCAUCCCUUAAAGGAAAACCAAGAAAUCUAUCUACGUUUUAACGAGGGUACAUGGCGGGCUAAAUAUUUUUAUAAUCGAGGUCGGGGUAACGGAGGGAUUACUAGUGGGUGGAAACAUUUUGUUCUAGACAACAACCUGGAGGAAUUCGAUGUCUGCCUGUUCAAGCCUGCUGAUCGAAUGGACGGCUCUUUUGUCCUGGAUGUUAGCAUUUUCCGGGUUGUUCAAGAAAUUACCCCUCUGACUGUAUUGACUCCACCACCAAAAAGGGGUAGACCAAAAUCAAUCAAGAGCACCAAACCACAAGCUUGUGAUUCAUAUAAGAUGUGAUACCUUGAUGUGGUCUAGAAUAUCAUACAUUUUGAGCAUGAAAGAGGGUUCAGCUGCCUAUAGACUGUUUAUGUAAUAUAUUUACCUUUUAAGUACUCAAAUUAGGUUUGGUGUAUGUAAUAUAUUUGCCCUUUGGAGUUCUCAAAUUAGGUUUGUUGCCAUACUACUUAUUGAGGUUAAUAGUGAUUUUGUUCAUGUGUUUAGUGAAGGCUUGG